GGUGGGGGAGGAUCAGGAGGAGGCACGGGUGGAGGGUGUCUGUGGUCGUGUGUGUGGCUGCAGCUUCCUCCCUUUUCACCCUUUUUCCUGCCCCUCAGACGCCUGCAAUGGCCCUCUUCGCCCUAUCAUCCAUCGUGGACCUCUCGGACGACGUGCUGCUGCUUAUAUUCUCCUCCCUGAAGUCCUGGGACCUCCUGAACCUGUCGCGGACAUGUGAGCGCUUCAACAAGGUAGCAAGUGAUAAAUCCUUGUGGGUGGAUGUUGAUUUCAGCGACGGCUGCCUGUCACUGCAGCAGGCACGCCAGUGUUUGGUGUUCCUGCGACCCAACACACGGAGGCUGGUGUUGCGCGGUCACAAGAAAAAGUAUGCAGGCACCCCCAAGUGGAAGACUCCACUUAUCAGUGCCAACCUACUUAAGCUCAUUGGGGAGAGAUGUCCCCACCUGGAAGAACUAACCAUCAAGGAGGCCUUUGUCAGUGCCAACAAGGUCAAGAUGGCUGACUUUUCACCAGUCCAGUCCAUCACCAAGCUUUCCCUGAUAGACUGUGAGUUUGUAAACCUUCCCUCAUUCUCCAAGGACGCCUCCUACUUCAAGAGGAUGCACAAGAUCCUGCCAUGUCUUGAAGUGCUGGAGAUCACCAAGUGUGGGUGGGUGGAUGACUAUGAUGUGAUGGUGCUGAGCAAAGCCGAGCUGGUCCGUCGACUGGUACUGAGAAACCUUCCCCGAGUGGGUCAGGCCAUGGUCUAUAUUGCUCUUGGCUUCCGCUUUGGUUUCCAGAAUCUUGAGGAGCUGGACAUGCGGGGAACCAGUCUGGAGGACGGUGAGGUUUUGUCAGUAGUGCAGAAUGGCAAGCUACGUGCAUUGUACCUGGGGCCACUAGGGCCAGUCAAGCGGCCACAGAAGGAUCCUCUGGCCAGUCGUAACCUCAUAAUGCCAGACCCGCGGCAGCAGGAGGAGCGGCAACAGGUGGUGGUGAUCAAUGUAGGUCCUAAUGGCCCUCAGUGGCGGCAGGUGAACGAUGAGGAGCUGGACGACAUGGGUCUGGAUUGGGUGAGGAACGCUCGGGCGGCCCAGCGACGGCAAGACCGUGAACUGGACGAUGACCGGCAUUACUUCAUCGACAAGGAUGGCCGGCCCAUCGAGGAGGAGGAAGAGGAUGGAUGUAGCAGUGGUAGUAGCAGCAGCAUGGCCCCCCAGGAGCGUGCAGGCAAGCGGCGACUCCUGCCACACCGAGGUGAACCCUCAGCCAAGCAGAUUCGGCCGUGGAAUGACAACUACUGCCACAAGGACUCUCCAACCAACUCUGACCCAGAGGACGGCACUCUGAAGGAAGACGAGGAGGAUCGGGAGGAGGGUGAAGAGGAUGAGGAGGUGGAGGACUUUGGGCCCUACUGUCUUGACCCUGAGGAUGACCCAAGCGAGGCAGCCCCACAAGAGCCCCCACCAACCCCUGAUGAGUGCCUCUCCGACAAGCUGGUACCGGCAUUUGGCAAAAAGACGCAGCACCUUCACACGCUGGUGCUGGCCGGGUGUGCCAUCACAGACCGUGGCCUCCAGGAUAUCGUGCGUCUAGUGCCCUCCUUGCGGUUCCUUGACCUGACCAACACUCGGGUCACCGGUGGGGCCCUGCAGGAGGCCAGGGUUGCUAGACCUGACUGUGUUAUUCUGGGUGGCAGCACAAGACCCCCACGGCCCAACAAGAGCAGAUGAUGCCGACCACAGGGUACUAUGAGAACCCGGAACUGAUCAGGUGUUCUCACUGCCAAGCAAAGUUCCUCAGGUAUUCAGGAGACACCACUGGCCUCCCCCAACACGGUAGCUACAUCUUUGUGAUUGGCUGGUGUGCCACUUGUUUGCUGGCCUAAAGACAAUGCCACAGGGUCUAGGACAGCCAGAAACACCAAUCUGUUUCUAUGUUCACUGUGUCAUUCAAUUCCAGAGUUUGCCUCUUUGUGGAAGGAUGAACUCAAGGCCGUGGUGGUGCUUUGCCUCGCUCGCUCUUAGUGGCUUGUCAGAGGGAGUUUAAUGUUGACCUGUGGAUGAUUAAGUCAUUUGGUGUGUGUGUGUGUGUGUGUGUGUGAUGAAUAAUUAAAGUAGGAUGGAUAAUGGUUAAAUAAGUUUAAAUGGCCUGUUGUAUUUAUAUUUUUACAUGUUUAUAUAAUUUUUGUCAUGAAAAACAUUGAUUUUGUUGUACCAUUUUUAAACUUGAGCCUUAGAAGGCCUCAUUGUCUCCCAUUGCAAUAGGAAACAUGAACUACAGUCUGCAGCGGCCUGCACCCAAUGGUUUGCCCUUCCACCGUCAAGGGUUGCCCAAGGACUAAGAUUUGUAUGAGGUGAAGCAAAUUUUUUGACAUGGUUAAGUAGCAUUCACUUAAGGUUUAGUAGUUCAAACAGACUUUGAAAAGCUCAUCACCAAACUGAAUCUCUUCUGAUUGUUUUCACUUAAAAGAGAGUGUGUGUGUGUGUGUGUGUGUGUGUGUGUGUGUGUGUGUGUGUGUGUGUGUGUGUGUGUGUGUGUGUGUGUGCACUCACAUGUAUGCCUCCAUGAUGGACCGCCUCCACCCCUUGCCUGGCUUGGCUGGUAUGGCUGGUGGGGGCAGCAGUGGUGGCAGGACACUCUCACUUCUGUUACUGGUGUUGCUGUACUGGUCACUCUCCUCCAACUUUCUCAACAACACAAAAGGCUGCUUGAAAACACACUCCCUGGCACCUGCUUCAUCAUCUCCACCCCCACCACUCACCCUACUCAGCCAGGUACUUUCUAACUCUGUACCUGCACCCUCUUCCCUUGUGGUCUGCUUGGAGGUCUCAAGACUCAAUUCUUUGGCCUCCAUCCCCACUGCUCCUGCUGGGUGCUGGCUGCUACUAUGGAAUGCUAGGUGCCUGCUGGGGGAGGUGUCUGGGUGCUGGGUGUCAAAUGGUGGGUGGCUGAGGGACACUCCAGCUGAGGAAUUGACUGAGGAGAUGGUGGUGCUCUGGGAGGAGUUUGGACGAUAGAAAAUGAACUGGUUGUUUCUUCUUCUCCCCCUCGGUUGGAACUUGACUAGAGAGGAAGAGAAGUUUGAGAGAAAACUGCAUGGAUGGUUCUUCUUGGUCUACCUUCCUUGACUUUCUGGUGAUGUUGCUUUCCUGUGACUUGUGAAUUAGACUGGACAACCUUGUGGAUCUCUUUGUACCUGAAAUUCCAGCAGGGUUUAGUUUCCUUGAUAAUCUCAUUGACCUCUUGGGUAGGGGUGGCAGGUCACUGAGGCCUCUGUUGCCACCCUUUGAGAUCGCACUUGUCCUCCUUGUCUGUCUCAGUGGUUGGGUGUCCUCUGCAACUGACAACUCUUCCAGUGGAGGGAGUGAGCCCAUGGUGGACUCCUUGUCAUAAUCAGUGUCUAAAGUACUCUCUGUUUUCUGUGCUGCCAACGCCUUGGACUUCUUCCCUGAUACGUUCCCUUUGUUUCCACUCCUGCGCUUGAGUCCCUUCUCCGCAGACUUGACAUUUUGGUCUUGUGUAGUCUCAAGGUGACUCUGGUCAGUGUUGUGCGAUGAAUCAGACAGUUGACCCAGGAAUCUUGACCUGCUCCUUGUGACUGUUGGGGAGAACCUCUUAGCCACCCAGGAGGGGGCCUUUCUCUCCCUCUGAGUGACCUUGGAGCUCUUCUUUGCGGAAAAGUUGUUGGAACACUUUACUAUCCUUUUGACACCCUUCUGAGGUCUGGUUAGGUUUUUAAUGACAGGUGACACUUCGCUGGUAUCCAGUCUGAGUAGGUUGGCUUUGAGCCUGAGUCUUGCAAGGGACCGUCCUGCUGCUGGGGAGGAGUGUCUUCCUGUGGAGGAGAAUCAAAGAUGAGAGUGGGGAUCCUUGCACCUUUGAAAGGCCCAUGUAUGAUCUGUAUUGAGCCGUUGUAGUAGCUUGGCAACCUGCUCCCUCUAUCACCAGUCUGCCCUGUCACAAAUUCAUGGCUUGAUGUGCUGGAAUUGACUUCUUGGCCAAGUCUUUCAGAGGAGGUGCAAGUCUCGUACUUGCUGGGGAGGGUGGGACUUCCCCGAAGUUCUCCUGGUAACUGCUCCCUGCUGACUUCCACUGGCAAGGAAGGACUUGGGAACACUAAGCUGUUGUCUGUCACCAUGUCCUCUUCCCUGGGCACUGGAGACAGCUUCAUCUCCAAGGAGGGGGAGGCUGAGGCACUCCACUGUGUGCCCCUCCAGGAGGUAGUAAGUAGCCUGCUGUCCUCUGUUGGUGUGCUGGUGUGGAUGCUGCUCUUGCUCUGUGUGUGUGUGUGUGUGUGUGUGUGUGUGUGUGUGUGUGUGUGUGUGUGUGUGUGUGUGUGUGUGUGCACUCACAUGUAUGCCUCCAUGUUCCGGUGCAUGUGUCUGGGGUAACCUGUGUCUUGAGGGCCGGGCACCGGCUGCCCAGUGUUGGGGUGCGCCUCGUUGCCUUGCUGUCCCUGAAGUGCACACACAGGAUGCAGUACAAGGAGUCGAGUCACUGCCGAGAAAUGCAGUGCUCACACAAACGGGUGAUGUAGAGGCCGUGCAAAGCGUAGGAAUUCCUCCUCACCGAGAAUGUUUUAAGGAAAUCAUUGUAUUUUAUUAUCUUGAUAUGUCAUCAAGUAUGUAUAUGUAUAUUAUUUAUCUGUGAAGCACAGAAAACAUGAGUGUGUGCAUUAUGUUUGUAGUGAGUGCAUUGGUGUGUUGGGGCAGACUGCCUGAGCCACACCCACCCAUCACCAAGUGAUUGUCUGCAUCAUGAUUGAUGCUUCCUGUGUGAAACUGCCAUGUGGGUAGAAUUGCCUAGAAUGUGUCUGCUGCUCCCUGAGUCACCCCUCCAGGCACUCGUGGUUGGGAACUGAUGCUAAGCAGCUCAGUUGGACAGCAGUUAGUCAUGCAGAAGCAUAUGAGUGUGGCACUGAGUGGGUGAAAUGUUUUAACUAUGCAGCAGAGCCUUCCUAGGUCAACUCCUCUCAGGGUGAGAAUUUCUUGGUCAGGGUCAGCUGGUAAACACAUUUUACUUGAACAUACACGGGACAGCAAAUACUAUAAAGAUACUGCUCUUGGCCACCUUACCCAAAUCAAUGGUAGUAAUUGAUUUAGGAUAAAAUCAUAGUGGAUGAAAGAUACUUAAAAGCAUCAUGAAAUGCAGUAAAAUGCAGUGAACUACACAAAUGCAUUAGAUAAGCAUUUGUGGAGGCCAGUGUAGAAUGAAGCACAUGAAUGGAAUACACAACACCAGAUUUGUGUUAGUGAAGGCCAAUGUGUAGUAGUCACAGAAGUAAACCAUACAGGAAAUGGCUCAUGUCCUCUGCAACCAUUGUAGCUUCAUAUUGGAAACUUCCAUAUGGUGGAUAGAAAUGUUAUUUGCAUAAAGCUUGCACAGAUGAUAUGCCAGGUUGUCAAUCAGUGAAACUUGUGCACAGGUACAGAUAGUAAAUAUUAAGUUGUGUGUGAUGGGACCAGUUUGUGAUGGCAUUCAGCUCAUAUGCAAGUGUUGGAGUUUGUGCUCUCUCUACUACUACUAGAAACACCAAACUGUUGAUACUCAGCAGUCGAGCAAUAGUGAUAGGAGUGUAGAAAUUAUGGGAGUAGUAUUAGGUGUAGCAAUAGUGGUAUGUUAAUAGUAUGAAAUAUCUCCUGUCAGUUGAUAUUAUUCUUGCUUUUUGACCACUGAUAAGGUAAAUUAUAUAGGCAGAAGCACAGUGCUAGUGGUGAUGGCUUAGGGGGGCUCUGCAUAGGCAUACAUAUAUACCUAUAUAUAUUAUGUAGCAUUUGUAAUUACUGUGGUUAAUUGUAGCAGCAGAGCUCUUGUGGCAAAGCUGAAGGGAGGUGUUGAGAGCAUCAAGGCUUCAGGAUCUGGCCAUGAGCUUGGUAGUGAAUGAGUGAUAAAACCCUCGCUUCCACUGUUGUCAUCACAAGUCUACAGUAGGGUGGCCAUCUUCCUGCAAUGACUUAGGGCCACAGUAAUUUAGCCUUGGGGUCUCUACUGCCUAUAAAAGAGGGGGAUACUGGGACUUGAUUUGUCCUCAUAUACAUUGAAGUGUCUUCAUAUUGGCUUAGACUAGGGUUAUUUCUGGAGCUGUCGGGAAUUAAGAUUGUCUCACAGGAGUGUAUCUCCACAGAUGUGAUGUUUUGGGUGAGAGAAGAUGUCUGUAGUGUUGGCUCAUAGGUUCACAUACUAAUUUGUCCUUCAGUAAUGUCUUGGUAUAAAUCAUGUGACUCCAUGCUAGAUUGUCAUAUGUUAUUCUAUCUAUUUAUCGUACCUUCCUGUAACUUGCCUAACAGAAAUUGGUCGCAGCAAAGUGUCUAGCUCUGUUCCAAGAUCAAUCCCUUCUUCCCCCAACGUUCUCUCAUUAAUUCCUCUGCUCUUACCAGUCUUCCAGUUACCCUGUACUUUUAUCUAAUUCUUUCACUUGACAUAUUACUUUCUGUUCAUUACACUCCUCCCACACACAGCACCUUUAUCUCUCAUACUGAACUAAUUCCAGAUAUGUGCACCUCACACUUACAUUUCCAUUGCUCUUGUCCUUCCAUCUUUUUGGCUUGUAUGCUCUUUUCUAGCACCUCAGUAUAGCUAUGCAUACCCUCACAUCCCUAAUUCCACAACCCUAUUUUUGAUGAGUAAGAAGACAGUAAAUUUAUACCCCUGUAACUACUGUAUUCAUUCUUACUUUUCCUUUGAACAGUUGUGAUUUUCCUUCACCUUCCUGGCAUAAGUAGAUUGCAUGAUGAGAGCAUUUACUCCACUACCCACUACUUUAUCUUUAUGCGGUGACAUUUAUUCUGUUACAUCAUCUACACCAAGGCCUCCACCCACAUGUAACCUAUUCUUUAAUUGGAACUGUACUCCUUGAAUCUACCAGGUAUCUUUGUGUUAUUGUGGACUUUGCUGUGGUCUGUGGUUGGAGGGAGCACACAUCCCUGUACUGAAGGUUCUGGGCACCCUUUGUCAGUAUUGCCUCGCACUUCAACCUAGAUGCUGCUGCUGCUGCUGCCUCUUCUCUCCCUUCCCUUCACCUCAUAGCCUUGUGAAGCACUCAGGGCUAAGUGGCUGUCCUCACCCUUACAACUUAAUGGCUCCACUGUAACUUUAUUCCGUCUGUCCAGGUUUAAGUUAAGCUUCACCGCGCUCCAUGCAGCAACCACCAAUUUGAGUGCAUUCUUUCCCCGAACAAUUACAAAUCAAAUAAAUAUAAGGCGGUGAACAGGGAUCCAAGGUGUUUAUAACUAAUGAUGUAUAUCUUAAGGGAAAGGAGCUUAAGUUCUGUUCACAAAGACAGACUACAGCAGAAUGUGAUUAGAUACACGAUUGUCACAGUACACGGCACACUCAGGUGUAGUACAUUCACUGAAGCCACAUAGGUAGUUUUACCUGCAAUGGUCUCUUCAUGAGCCUCGGAUUAUUGCCAGAGAUGGUCACUAUGCCUCGUGUGCUGCUUGGAGUUGUGGUUCUUACUGUUUCGAGACUCUGAUCCUCUUCUCUGCAAGCACACUCACUCGCUAUAAUAUUGAACAUAGCACAAGGUCAAACUCAGAAGGCAGUCUGCCCAUCUUUCACAACCACAGUGAUACUUUUAAGGAAAUCCAUAGAUGUGAUAAAGGAAAAUACAUUAACUUACUGUUUAGUUAUAGAUCUUUGCUAACUGUGAGGAGUGUUAGAUUGUUGAAAGGAGUGUCAAGAGUUUUACUAAAGAGAUUUAGAUCUGUUUUUCCCCUGAGCUUAAAAUGCAUAGUUGGAAAGAGGAGUCCCAGGAUACAUUAUUAAAGCCUCUUAGCAGUAGGAUAUCAUGUAAUAUAAUUGUAACAGAAUCAGCACUUAUCAACACAACAGAUUAUGGUGGACUCAUUUGAAAUUUAUAAGUGCCUGUUGAGAAGUUAGUCUUGACAUUAUUCAUGUAUACACUUAAAACACACACAUGUCUGUCCACUUUCUUGGUAGAUUCAUGGUAGGUAGGCUCAGAAUCAGUUUUUCAUUCUCCACAUGUGACACACAAAUGUUUGCACUAUUGAAGUGAUAAGCACUAACAUCACCAAAUCUUAUUCCUGUUAAUAGAAAGAACUUGCUAAUGAGCUUAUAUCCUAAGAGGCUGUAAUAGUGUGUGAUGGGAGCCCUGACUGUGCCUGUUCAUAUAUUAUUGACAGCAUCAGGGACACCAUGAAACAUGCUGUUAUCAAGAGUUGUAGUGUUCAGUCAUGAACAAGAUGUCAGUUCUGAGAUAAUAAAUAAUAAUGACAGUUG
Molecule: messenger RNA, 8223 nt
Organism: Eriocheir sinensis (Chinese mitten crab)
Lineage: Eukaryota; Metazoa; Arthropoda; Malacostraca; Decapoda; Varunidae
Exons: 2
Coding region: 108-1712 (534 amino acids)
Biological process (GO): SCF-dependent proteasomal ubiquitin-dependent protein catabolic process
Cellular component (GO): SCF ubiquitin ligase complex
Molecular function (GO): protein binding
Source: RefSeq, a predicted model, not a curated record